UCCUGCAGUCAGAGGACGCAUGAGAGCUGAGGACAGUCGGAACAAACUGAAGCAAAGAAGGUGUUAAAGUCAGUCUACCUCCCAGAGUGACCAUGAGAGUCCUCCUGCUCAUCUGCAUGCCAGUUCUGCUGCUCGCCCAGGCUCAGUACCAGGAACCGUUUCCUUUUUUGGAGGACUAUGGGCCGGAUUAUUUUCCAGAGAGUCCAGACUCCGUCAAUCCAGACUCUCUUCCUGGAACCUACCAGCAGCAGGUUCGACUCCAGCCAGUGGUCCGUCCAGAAAAAUCAGGGUCCGAUCUGGAGACGGAGCCCACAGAGCCCGGCCCUCUUGAUUGCAGAGAGGAGCAGUACCCCUGCACCAGACUCUACUCUGUUCACAAGCCAUGCAAGCAGUGCCUGAACAGCCUCUGUUUCUACAGUUUGCGACGGGUGUAUGUCAUCAACAAGGAGGUUUGCGUGAGGACUGUGUGCGCACAUGAAGAGCUGCUCAGAGCGGACCUGUGUCGUGAUCAGUUCUCUCGCUGCGGCGUGGCAGCGCUGAGCGGCCAGUGUGCAACACUAGGAGGAAGCUGCGGGAAGAGCUGUGGUGGCUGCUGAUUGAGUACAGAGAUCAGGGACACUACCUGCCCAAAUACUGCCGCUUUUCUCUACCACUCAUCCUCUGACUCUGUCCUCCUCCUUCCUCCUCACACCUUCUCCACACUCCGCCUUUUGACUCUUCCUGUACAACUUAUUACUCGUGUGCGAAAAGCACUUUUUUUGGUCGUGUUUAUCUUUGUCUUUCCACAUGUAUGUCUGCCCAGUAGAUCCUGUGUGUAUGGAUGAAUAUACUCCAACGAACAUUGAUGAUUGUAUAAAUCACUGGUGCUAUAAAAUCAUCACACUGGUGCUAUAAAAACUAUUAGAGAUGCACAUAAAACUGCGAAACAUCUUUUUUCUGUUUUUUAUUUUGUUGUUUAUGGCAUAUUGUACCGUAUUAAUCUGAUAUGUUACUGUACUUGAGUUGGAAAGCAGUCAUUCUCAUGAUGAUCACCUUAUGGAUGGUGGCCACCGUGCACUGACAUCAGACAAAAAUAUCCAGCCAUGAUAGCUCAUGAGAUGUGUGAAGAAACAGGUGGUGAGUGACCUCAGUUUUUGUACUACUGCCACCUGGAUCUGCGCUUAGCAACCAAGCAGCAAGCUUAUAUAAAUAUAUUGUAGUGGCAACAAGUGCUUUAAAAAGGCAUCUCACAAACGGGCCUCUGUACUACUGCUUUGUAAAACUGUCACUAUAAAGACUGAGAAAAAAAAAUAAACUUUUUUUUUUACUACA
This is a messenger RNA of Epinephelus moara (kelp grouper), 1311 nucleotides long. It is a transcript of the gene mfap2, whose product is annotated as microfibril associated protein 2. The record is from RefSeq and is a predicted model, not a curated record. Gene Ontology annotation, cellular component: microfibril. Gene Ontology annotation, biological process: embryonic eye morphogenesis. The transcript has 9 exons. Lineage: Eukaryota; Metazoa; Chordata; Actinopteri; Perciformes; Serranidae. The coding region runs from base 93 to 596 and encodes 167 amino acids.